Wallemia ichthyophaga EXF-994 is the source of this 2172-nucleotide messenger RNA. Its product is annotated as Double-strand break repair protein MRE11. NCBI's taxonomy places the organism in Eukaryota, Fungi, Basidiomycota, Wallemiomycetes, Wallemiales, Wallemiaceae. The transcript has 2 exons. The record is from RefSeq and is a predicted model, not a curated record. Gene Ontology annotation, biological process: double-strand break repair via nonhomologous end joining; mitochondrial double-strand break repair via homologous recombination; double-strand break repair via homologous recombination. The coding region runs from base 1 to 2172 and encodes 723 amino acids. Gene Ontology annotation, molecular function: 3'-5'-DNA exonuclease activity; DNA endonuclease activity; manganese ion binding. Gene Ontology annotation, cellular component: Mre11 complex; nucleus.
AUGGACCACCAUGAUCAACACCCGCCAAACACCCAAGAUACCUUCAAAAUUUUAUUAUGCACCGAUCUCCACAUCGGCGUACACGAGCGUGAUCCCGUUAGAGGCGCUGAUUCGAUCAACACGCUCAGAGAAAUACUCGAUCUUAGUGUUCAGAAUGACGUAGACUUUAUCCUCUGCGCUGGAGAUCUAUUCCACGAGCAUAAGCCAUCGACUCAGUCUGUGAUAUCUGUAAUGUCCCUGCUGAGGGAAUACUGCCUCAACGAUCGCCCUGUGUCCAUUCAGCUCCUCAGCGAUCCAUACGACCAGCGCCGACCUGACAUCACGUACCCAUCCAUCAACUACGAAGACUCAAACUUGAACGUUGGUCUCCCCUUCUUUCUCAUCCACGGCAACCACGACGACCCGCAGACUGUCCCUAACUGGCCCAGUGGUGCUCCCAGCUUGAGUGCUGUUGACCACCUCAGCACUGCUGGUUUAGUCAACUACUUUGGCAAAGUCGAUGUUCCAGCCACAGACGAAGCUCCUGACGAUGGCUUAGAUGAUGAGCGAGCCAUCAACGUAAAACCUAUCCUCCUCCAAAAAGGCACGACCAAGACGGCCCUUUUCGGCAUCGGCAACAUCCGCGACCAGCGAUUCAAUCAGGAGCUCAAGAAUGGCAGGGUGAACAUGUACGCGCCACUGGAAGAUGCGGACGACUACUUCAACAUACUUCUCAUACACCAAAACCGCAUCAACAGGGGAGCGAUGCAAGCAGUACCCGAGCAUCUCUUCGAUGACUCGAUCAGUUUGGUAGUAUGGGGACACGAGCAUGACUGUCGGAUAGUGCCUGAAACAGUCUCCGAGAAACCCUACCGCAUAACCCAACCUGGUUCAUCUGUCGCGACGAGUUUGAGUGAAGGUGAAGCUGUACCUAAGCACGUUGGUCUGCUCGAAAUACACGGCAAAGAAUACAACCUCACUCCGCUGCCUCUUAAAACCGUGCGACCGUUCGUGAUGCAAGAUGUUUGUUUGCGCGAGGUGCAAGAAGAGCGUGGUGUGCAGCUGGCGGGGAAGUUGGAGGUGAACAAGUAUCUACGUCACACUAUAACCGAGUUGAUUGAACGCGCUUAUGAGGAACAUGCGGAGAAAAUGUCCAUAUCGCUGCAUAACCUUGACAGAGACUCCCUUCCACUCCCCCUCAUUCGCUUGCGCGUAGACUACACGGGUUUCGAAAUAGGGAAUCCGCAGCGCCUGGGUAUGGAGUUCGGUGAACGCGUAGCUAAUCCGAAGGACAUUGUGCAUUUUACACGCAAGAGACAGCAGCGCAAGGCGGCAGUGGUAGCCGAUGAGCCAGGCCAACUGGAUCUGGAUGUACAUGGAGGUGAAAAUGAGAAUGAAGAUGAUGAAGACGACGGCUCACGCUCCGGCAAACUUAAACUGCGUGUAGAGUCACUCGUCAACUCCUUCCUUGCAGCCCAGCACCUCCAGCUGCUCCAUGAGGACGGUCUGCAGAGAUCUGUCGAGGCGUUUGUGGAGAAGGGCGAUAACCACGCUAUUGCUGAUAGCGUGGAGAGGAUGGUCGAACAUGCUGUCGAGUUCUUGAGCAGACAGUCCAUCGCUGAUGUGGAAGAUGACGAUGAUAUCGAGAAGGCAAAGGCGUAUACGAGAGAUAAGUAUAGAGGAGCACAUACGCGUGAUGAGACGGAUGAGGCGGGUGAAAGGGGCUUAACGCAUGCAACGGCUGAUAGCAUGCAUGAGGAUGGCGGGGAUAGCGAGGUAGACGUCGCGCCUGCGCCUGCGCCAACAAGAGGCAGAGGCAGAGGGAGGAGUAGGGGAGCAGCAAGAGGGAAAAGCACUGCCACUAGCACUGGUAGAGGCAGAGGCAGAAGCAAUGUUACAAGUAAAGACACGCACAUGAGGAAGAAACGCGGCGAGGAAGUGGAAGAAGAGGAUGAACACGAUGAACAUGAUGAAGCUCUCUUUCAUUCAAGUGAUGAUUCAGUACAGCUGACGCAGCCAUCGAGAUCUAAAAAAUCCUCGGCACGUGCUGAGGUGUUGAGCAGAGGCACGAGCAACUCCACGGCCACGGGUCAAUCUACCUCGCACGUCCCCCAGCGCAGAAGACGUACGCAGGAGUUUUACGAUGUAUCUUCUGAGGAGGAAGAUAGGUCGACAAAUAGACGCAGAUAUUAG